Molecule: messenger RNA, 3745 nt
Organism: Thrips palmi
Lineage: Eukaryota; Metazoa; Arthropoda; Insecta; Thysanoptera; Thripidae
Product: uridine phosphorylase 1
Exons: 6
Coding region: 218-1432 (404 amino acids)
Biological process (GO): uridine catabolic process; nucleotide catabolic process
Cellular component (GO): cytosol; cytoplasm
Molecular function (GO): uridine phosphorylase activity
Source: RefSeq, a predicted model, not a curated record
GCAGCCGCGCUGGCGGGGAGGCGAGGCGACUUGAUGGCGCGGACGCCCCAGCCCCAGCAGUAACCCCGCCGAGUUUGACGCGUUCGGAUCGGCUUUGGAUCGGGUGUCGGAUCGCGGCGUGCGGCAGCAGCCGAGAGUGCAGAGCGACAGAGCGGGAGCACAGGACCUCGGCGACGAAGGACUCCGCGACAGCAAGACUCAACACACACUCGCCACCAUGCCGGACGAGUGCGAGUGCGACUGCGAGUGCGACUUCCAGGCGCCCCAGCUGGAGGCCAUCGGCUGCGACGUGUGCAAGUCCCGCGGCGUGGAGAAGAGGCUGCGCCUGGAGCAGGAGAAGAGGCAGCAGCAGCACAGGGAGGCGCCCCAGGCCGUGCAGCCCCAGGCCGUGCAGGCCGCCGACGACGCCGACUUCCUCAACGGCACCCGGCCGCUCGUCAGGUAUCCAGAUGGCACCGUCAAGCUGCGCAACCCCCACAUCGAGCUCAUGGACCAGGACAUCCUGUACCACCUGGCGCUGGGCAGCGAGUCGCACGACCUCGUGUCCAUGUUCGGCGACGUCAAGUUCGUGGUGAUGGGCGGCACGCCGAAGCGCGUGGAGCAGUUCGCCUACUACAUCAUGCAGGAGAUCGGGCACAAGCUGCCCGCCGGCACCACCCUGCUCGACAUCAGCCAGUACUCGUACCGCUACUCCAUGUACAAAGUGGGGCCCGUGCUGUCCAUCAGCCACGGCAUGGGCAUCCCCUCGGUGGGCAUCCUGCUGCACGAGGUGAUCAAGCUGAUGUACCACGCGCGCGUCAAGGACCCCAUCUUCUUCCGCAUCGGCACGUGCGGCGGCAUCGGCAUCGAGGGCGGCACCGUCGUCAUCUCGGAGGAGGCCGUCGACGGCCUGCUGCGGCCCGUCCUGGAGCUGCCCGUGCUCGGCAAGAUGCACUCCCGGCCCGCCCGCCUCGACAAGAAGCUGACCCGGGAGCUGAAGGCGCUGGCCACCGCCGAGGACCCCUACGACACCAUCAUCGGCAAGACCAUGUGCACCUACGACUUCUACGAAGGCCAGGGGCGGCUCGACGGCGCCUUCUGCGACUACACCGACGAGGACAAGAUGGCGUUCCUGGGCCGCGUGCACGAGGCCGGCGUCACCAACAUCGAGAUGGAGUCGCUGUCCUUCGCGGCGCUCACGCACCACGCCGGCAUCAAGUCCGCCGUCAUCUGCGUCACCCUGGUGGACCGGCUGAAGGGCGACCAGGUGCUGGCGCCCAAGGAGGUGCUGAGCGAGUGGCAGGAGCGGCCGCAGAAGCUGGUGUGCCGCUACAUCAAGCGCUACCUGCAGAUGAAGGGCCGCCUGUCGCUGGACGGCCACUGCGGCUCCAUGUGCGUCAAGUCGCCGCGCCGCUUCAAGCUGGUGCAGCAGGAGUCCGAGCACGUCGACUAGACGCCGGCCUGGUCGGGCUCGGUCAGGGCCUCGUCCGCCAGCAGCGCCAGCAGCAGCGCGCAAAGGAGGCGGGGCCGCGGUCUCAUCGUUUCCAGUCGCCGCGCUGAAGCACCAAGGCGCCGAGAGGCAGUCGACGACGUCGACGAGGAGCCGACGCGGAGGCUGCCCCGCCGCACCCGGGUGUCCGGAGCCACGAGGCGACGCUCCACCGACAGCAGCGCCCUCUUUUUGUGCUUUUUGUUGUUUACCGAAAUCGCAGAUCUGGAGACGCGCGUUUCAUUCCAUUCGCCUGGGGUUCUAUUUCCCCGCCGGUUAUAAUUUCUUCCUCGCCGCCUUCGUCAAAUUACUUUCACUUUACAAGACCCUAAAGCUGCAAUGUGAUUUGGGCUUGUUCUUAUCCGAGUGCACAUUGUCGUGUUUCCGUUGGUUGUGUGUGUGUGCGCGAAGAGCGAGGCACUCGUGUGAUGUGUGGGGUGGGUUUACUGUAGUGAGCGUGUUUGUGCGUGAGUGAUGUAUCUUUGUCAAUAUUAUAUGUAUAUUUACAACAAAAAAAUAUUUAUUGUUAGAUUUAUGCUGUAUAGAAGCAUUGUGAGUGCCAUUACAGCAAUCGUGAGACAGAUUGACAAACAAUGUAGUUAGUUUUAAUUGUUACAGUUUAAUCACGUGACUUCUAUUCGUUAGAGUAAGAAGAGAGAGAGUUGUGUAAUCGGGUUUGUAAGAGUUCAUACCCUAAGGCACAGAAAUGACAUUCCAUAAUGAGGUUGUACCAUACUAUCGUUAAUAUUAUCAUUGAGAAACUACAUGAUGAGGUUUUAGAAAGGUACUAUGUUACCGCAAAGAGUACUUAAAUUCUACUUAUAAUUUUAAAAUGGUCUUUCCCGUUCGUUUCUAAAUAACUGACUUAUUGUCAGUGUUAUAUUAGCAAUUUUUGUGUAUAAUGGGAAACUUUUUCGAUCUCUAUAUUGCCGCGUACUCUCGAAGCUAUGAGCUAUUUCGCCGUGUCUGGUCGAUGUACUGUACAUUCAUAUUAACCAUAAUGUGUAUUAUCGAAUAUCUUACGUCGGACUUCAUGUUUCAUUCUUCAAUUAAAAGCUUUCGACGUCGUUAAGUUAGGCGCUACGACAAUAUUUAGGCUAAACGUUGUUAAGUUUCGCGGCCCAAGUGCCAAAACACCUCCAGUCUUCUUAAGAAUACUGAAAGAGCUGUGCGCUGAAUUUGUGCUGCUGGUUUUUGCCCUGCCAGCCCUGCUGCUCGUAGCAACCCUCCUCCUCGGGGCGGGGCCUGGGCGGGGCCCCAGGGACCUCAUCACCCCAUCUGUCUCUCGUUCCGUUCCAGAGUCGUAGGAAGCUUGGCGAAUCUCUUCGUGCCGGUCGAUUGGAAGGCGGCCGCACGCCUACAUUAGCCUUCCACGUCAAUUCACCCACUUUCGACAUUUUCUCCCUUUAAAAAUAUGUUGUUUUGUUCAUUUCUUUUGCUGUGCUGCGCGAUCACCCAAUCAGCCUCACAUCGUUCCUAUGCUGUUCCUACACUAAUACUAUUGCUUUUGCACGUCGGUAUGCGCUGGCGUUCGCGUGCUGCUUUCCUAGUUGGAUUCUGGUUCAAGGACAGAAAGAAAAGUGUUAUUUUCGCUCAAAAAUUAACAAUAUAGAACUAUUUUUGGAAAGAGGAUAUUAAUGUCUCAGACUGACAUCGAUAGAUUGAUUGUCUCUUAGUCGUCGCUAGCACGCUAGCCGGCUCCCUCCCAUCGUUCUCGUUCCUGUUCCCACCUCUUACUUUGGUUGUGUCUGAUCCAUGCCGACUUUGACGCCUUGGCAGAUUCGGAAACCGAGGGUAGCGAACUGCCGAGAGCUUUCCUAUUCCUUAAUUUGUAUUCUGUAGUCCUUUUCUGUUGGCCUAAACCUCGGUGUUGAAAUUAACAUAUCUGUAUUGCAUUUAUUUGUACCAACUUUGAUUCCAACUACACGUGAUACAUAUUUUAUAUUUUUGUGAUUAUGUUGAUUUUUUUAUGUAACAGUAUGAGUUUUGUAAGAUUUUAUCAUGGAUCCCGUUGUUUUUCAGAGGAUUCUUUUGUCAGUCUUUUAUUCACAAGGACAGGCUGGGUUACAUUUGAAGGUGGAGUUGGCGCUGUAACCGAUGUGCACACAUUGAGAGGCUGUGGGUUUAAAAACUAAAACCUAGCUUGCAUCUAGGGGCUCGUUCGACGUUCCCAAUGUUGAAAGCUGCUUGUUGAUAGCUGUUGUUGAUUGUACUUUUGUUGGUUCAAAUUGUGAAUUAAGAAAUACCGUGUUCAAUAAAUCGUUGGAUAAUCCAUGA